Talpa occidentalis (Iberian mole) is the source of this 1060-nucleotide messenger RNA. RefSeq names its product U4/U6.U5 tri-snRNP-associated protein 2-like. NCBI's taxonomy places the organism in Eukaryota, Metazoa, Chordata, Mammalia, Eulipotyphla, Talpidae. The annotation marks the transcript as partial. Gene Ontology annotation, biological process: protein deubiquitination. The transcript is spliced from 3 exons. Gene Ontology annotation, molecular function: cysteine-type deubiquitinase activity. The record is from RefSeq and is a predicted model, not a curated record.
AAAUGUGGAUCUGAGAGAAUACUUGUCUGAAGAAGUACAGGCAGUACACAAGAAUACCACUUAUGACCUCAUUGCCAACAUUGUUCACGAUGGCAAGCCCUCGGAGGGCUCCUACCGGAUCCAUGUACUUCAUCAUGGGACAGGCAAAUGGUAUGAAUUACAGGACCUCCAGGUGACUGACAUCCUUCCCCAGAUGAUCACGCUAUCAGAGGCUUACAUUCAGAUUUGGAAGAGGCGAGAUAAUGAUGAAACUAACCAGCAAGGAGCUUGAGGAGUGUCUAGGACUUUGCUCUAGGGCUUUUGACCAUAGAUGAUAAAUAAUAACUGAAGCUGUAACUGAACAUUCAUUGGGCAACCCACUUUUUAUGAAUCCUGGUUCACACCAGAGCAGCAGAGGGGCCACCCCCCUGGAGGGUUCUGCACUGUCACCCAGCCAUUCUCUUACCAGUUUACUGUAGACUGACCCUCCUUUCCCAUCCUGUCUAGCGCCCUGCUAGCUCCCUUCCAGCUUUAGCAGACCAGAACUCUUUUACAGAGGUAUGUAAUUUAUUUCUGAGUAGCUGGGCGUACCUAAAAGACAAGAUAAUUUCUUUUAAGCAUCAAAGUCUCAGGAUUCUAGGAAUAAGAGCAUGAAGCCAGUAAUGUCCUCCUUCCAUCACAGAUAAUUCCUGCAGUCUCCUCAUUUCCCUGUGUGUUUUUUGGAAUGGAUUAAAUUUUUUCCUGUUUUUAAACCAGCCUCUUGUUUUAUAUCUUUCCAUGAGACAGGGAAGAUUUUUUAUAAAUCUGACAAACUGUCAACUUACAGACUGUCAUACAAUCUUGUUGCUAACUGUCAGCUUGUGAGUGGUGUGUCAGUUAGGAUGCAUAUGUCUCUUCAGUAACAAAAUAAUCUGAUUAAAAGUGAUAAAUUAUUUUGUGCUUAACUAGAAGUCUGGAGGUGGGCGAUUUCAGUCUGCAGGGCAGGGCUGUGUGAGGGAAGAAGGAAGAUAGGAGUAUCUGCCUGUGCCAGGCCAGCAUGGGCCCCCGAGCAAAGAUCGCUUGUGAAAAGAAUCAAGUAGAA